AUGGAGGGGCUGCGUCGCGGGCUGUCGCGCUGGAAGCGCUACCACAUCAAGGUGCACUUGGCCGACGAGGCGUUACUGCUGCCGCUGACCGUGCGGCCCCGCGACACGCUGAGCGACCUGCGCGCGCAGCUAGUGGGCCAGGGCGUGAGCUCGUGGCGCAGAACCUUCUACUACAACGCUAGGCCGCUGCCCGACCACCAGACGGUGCGGGAGGCGCGCCUGCAGGACGGCUCCGUCUUGCUGCUGCUCAGCGACCCCAGGUGACCAGGGACCUGGGCAAGGACCUGGGUAGUUGGGGCUGGAGGAGAUGGAGCCAUGAUUUUGGGAACGCAAGGUGCUGGCUGAGGGAGCAAGCUGGGCCAGAGGGAACCACAGCUCUCUCUUCCUGGGAACCCAGCCUUAUUCCCGCCUCGGUGUUGGGGUGCCGUGCUGGGCCUUCGUGUGCCCCCUGGUGCUGCGGACUGCACGGUGAGCCCAGAAGGAAACUGCGUUUUAAUUAAGAGUCGUACAGGGCUCAGGGUGCAGAGCUGGGCAGAACCCAGGCCCACGGAGGCCCUGGGUCUGGCUUGAGGUCCCAAAGCCACAGUUUGGAAAGCAUGUGGCCCCUCUCCAACAGUCAUCAGAAGCCACUUUGGACAGGACUUGUGACCCACAGAGAAAAGUGACAGCCGAGGAGGCCCCAGGCCUGUGGCGGCUUGCAGUCAUCCCAGGAGGUGUUGAGGGUCGGGCUGCUGAGUGUGUACGGCCCACAAGUUCAUCCUUCUUCCUUUCCUCCUGAGGUCUCCCUGAAUUCUGCCCACAGGCCCUUCUGCUUUUUUUUUUUUUUUUUCAAACUCCUAUUUAUCCUACAAAGGCCUACUUUCAGUGCCCCAUUUUUACAGAGCCAUUCCUGAUACUCCAAUAAUAGCCCCCAGUUCCCUCUGGGCCCUGAUAUGCCAGCACUGUGCUCCGGUCCUAGGCCUGAGUCAUGAGACUAGGUGGUGUCGGGCGCAUUCCACCUGGGUGA
Messenger RNA from Peromyscus eremicus (cactus mouse), 1006 nucleotides. RefSeq names its product TINCR ubiquitin domain containing (gene Tincr). The record is from RefSeq and is a predicted model, not a curated record. Gene Ontology annotation, molecular function: protein binding. NCBI's taxonomy places the organism in Eukaryota, Metazoa, Chordata, Mammalia, Rodentia, Cricetidae. The transcript has 4 exons. Bases 1 to 264 code for a protein of 87 amino acids.